Chenopodium quinoa (quinoa) is the source of this 2374-nucleotide messenger RNA. Its product is annotated as cytochrome P450 77A2-like. NCBI's taxonomy places the organism in Eukaryota, Viridiplantae, Streptophyta, Magnoliopsida, Caryophyllales, Amaranthaceae. The transcript has a single exon. Gene Ontology annotation, cellular component: membrane. The coding region runs from base 297 to 1874 and encodes 525 amino acids. The record is from RefSeq and is a predicted model, not a curated record. Gene Ontology annotation, molecular function: iron ion binding; oxidoreductase activity, acting on paired donors, with incorporation or reduction of molecular oxygen, NAD(P)H as one donor, and incorporation of one atom of oxygen; heme binding.
ACUAUACAACAUUAACUAUUAUUAGGGCUGUAGUUGGCAGCUGCAACAUUUAACUAGCCUCACCAAUGCGUUGGAAAUUAAAAUUUCACAGGUACCCUUCAUAACAAUCACCUAAAUUUUCCAGCAUUUUCCAUUUCUUAUACCCCCCUCCUCUUCUAACUCCUACCCACCAUUCCACUUUCUCUUAUGAUGCUACAACUGCCUCUCUAUACUCAUCACUCACUUCUCUAAAUAUUCGGCUCGACUCGUUCACACCCCUUACCGCACACUGUACUAAACAGAGUGUACAUACAAUCAUGGAUUUCUCUUCUUACUAUCACCUCAUUUUUAUCUCAUUAGCAAUCCUUUUGAUUACAACUCUUUCCUUUGGAUUCAUCUUCACUCAAAAUAACUCCUCCUCCUCCUCUAAGAGUAAGGUCAAAUCAUCGUCAAGGUUUGGGGAAAGGCGUACACUUCCCCCAGGCCCUCCAGGAUGGCCCAUAGUUGGCAACCUAUUCCAGGUUGCUAACUCGGGAAAAUACUUCUUUGAAUACGUAAGAGACCUUAAACCAAAGUACGGCCCCAUCUUUACCCUCAAGAUGGGGUCACGUACUUUGAUUAUAGUCAGCAGCGCCGAGUUAGCACACGAGGCACUGAUCGAAAAGGGUCAGGUAUUUGCCACCCGACCCGCUGAGACCCCCACUCGAGGGAUCUUUAGUUGCGACAAGUUUACUGUCAAUGCCGCAACUUACGGUCCGGUUUGGCGGUCCCUAAGAAAAAACAUGGUUCAAAACGGUCUUAGCUCAUCUAGACUAAAGGAGUUUAAAGGUGUGCGUAAUGUUGCUAUGGAUACGUUCAUAGAAAGGAUCAAAGCCGAGGCCGAGAAGGACCCAAACGGCGUCGUUUACGUGCUGAAGAAUGCUCGUUUCGCGGUGUUUACCAUAUUGCUGUCGAUGUGUUUCGGAGUUCAUAUGAGUGAGGAAACUAUCGAUAAGAUUGAUCACACGUUAAAGGAGGUGUUGAUUACGGUGAACCCGCGAAUUGACGAUUUUCUCCCUAUUCUUAGCUUGUUUUUCUCUAAGCAACGUAAGGAAGCUUUGGAGGUUCGGAGGAAGCAAAUCGAGACGCUUCGCCCAUUCAUCGAACAACGACGGGCCAUUCUUCGGGCCGGGGUUGGAUCGGAUCCUACGGCAAUGCAGUUCUCGUAUCUCGACACGCUGUUUGAGGUCAAGGUUGAGGGUCGGAAUUCAGGCCCGAAUGAGCCCGAGAUAGUGACCCUGUGCUCGGAGUUUAUCAACGGGGGAACUGAUACUACUGCGACCGCUGUCGAAUGGGCCGUGGCCCGACUCAUUGAGAACCCGGAAAUACAAGAGAGGAUGUAUAACGAGAUUCGCUCCACAGUGGGUACCCGGCCCGUUGAAGAGGCGGACCUUGAUAAGAUGCCUUACUUGCAUGCCUUUGUGAAGGAGCUUUUACGAAAACACCCUCCGACUUACUUUUCACUAACUCACGCGGUCACUGAGCCUGCUACCCUGGGGGGAUACCAUAUCCCCACGGGUUGCAAUGUAGAAUUAUUUUUACCCGGAAUAUCCGAGGAUCCGAAACUUUGGAAAAACCCAGAAAAUUUCGACCCAGAGCGGUUUUUAACGGGUGGGGAAGAUGCGGAUAUAACGGGGGUACGAGAAGUGAAAAUGAUACCAUUUGGGGCUGGUAGACGUGUGUGCCCGGGUCUAAGUAUGGCAACAAUACAUGUGAAUUUAUUGAUUGCAAGGUUGGUCCAAGAAUUUGAAUGGAGGGCAUUUCCGGAAAAUAGUAAGGUUGACUUUACUGAGAAGCUUGAGUUUACUGUGAUCAUGAAGAAUCCAUUGAGAGCCAAGAUUAUUCCUCGGGUUUGAUUCAUUAAUAAUGAAUUUACUAUUUUUAUUUAGGUUUUAAACAUAUAUGUUUAGUUAUUGUUUUUUUUUUUUUUUUUUUUUUUUUACUUUGAUUUACUUAUUACGGUUCAUUAUAUUUUCCUUUGGCAUAUAUUAAAGGUGUGAUUGUAAUUUCAAAGCAGCAAUUUACAAGAGAAUAUUUUUGUUUAUAGAGCAGAUUCGUUCUUUUUUUUUUUUUUUUUUUUUUUUUUUUUUUUUUUUUUUUUUUUUUAAAUCGAUCUUUCUAUAUAAGUUUUGAUACUCAUGUGAUGUAGUAAUUUUGAUGAUGAUGUGUUUUAUUCGAUCUAGUCCUCUUGAUGCUAAUCUAGUUGGUAUAAUGGCCGAUUGGAGGCCGAUUUCUAAUUAUGAUCGAGUUGAUUAUAUGAGAUAGAUUUUGGGACUGAUUGAUGUGAUGAGCAUUUAAAAGCGUAUAUAAAUUUCGCAUUAAGGUGGCCAUUAUGCAGUUGUCGUAAGAUCAUUAU